Messenger RNA from Phaedon cochleariae (mustard beetle), 1849 nucleotides. NCBI's taxonomy places the organism in Eukaryota, Metazoa, Arthropoda, Insecta, Coleoptera, Chrysomelidae. The record is from the annotation of a GenBank genome assembly.
GAAUGUUGAUUUUUGUCUAGGAAUUCUAGGUAAUAUUGUGCAACAUUCCAAAUGGCAGGAACUCUGAUUCGAAUAUCAAAUUUAGGGAAAAUCCAAGUCAGAUCAGUUUUACCUUCAGUGAACCAUGUACAGAUCGCUUUCUAUUCGGGACCACCGCCUGGUACUCCGCCACCGCAAACCAAAACUACCUUUGGCCCUUUGGCAGAUGAAGACAGGAUUUUCACCAACUUGUAUGGCAGGCAUGAUUGGAGACUGAAGCCAUCCAUGAAACGUGGGGAUUGGUACAAGACCAAGGAAAUAUUGCUCAAGGGAUCUGACUGGAUUAUAAACGAAGUCAAAGUAUCCGGUCUCCGAGGCCGCGGGGGCGCCGGCUUUCCCUCCGGCAUGAAGUGGUCUUUCAUGAACAAACCCAGCGACGGCCGGCCCAAGUAUCUCGUCGUCAACGCGGACGAGGGGGAGCCGGGCACGUGCAAAGACAGGGAGAUCAUGCGCCACGACCCGCACAAGCUGGUCGAAGGCUGCCUGAUCGCCGGCAGGGCGAUGGGAGCCAAGGCGGCGUACAUCUACAUCAGGGGGGAGUUUUACAACGAGGCGUCCAACAUGCAAGUCGCUAUCGCCGAGGCGUACCAGGCCGGCUUCCUCGGCAAAGACGCCUGCGGCUCCGGCUAUGACUUCGACGUGUUCAUGCACCGCGGCGCAGGCGCGUACAUAUGCGGCGAGGAGACCGCCCUCAUCGAGUCGAUCGAGGGCAAGCAGGGCAAGCCGCGCCUCAAGCCGCCCUUCCCCGCCGACGUGGGCGUGUUCGGCUGCCCCACCACCGUGACCAACGUCGAGACGGUGGCCGUCGCACCGACGAUAUGCCGCCGUGGGGGCACGUGGUUCGCCUCGUUCGGGCGCACCAGGAACUCCGGCACCAAGCUGUUCAACAUCAGCGGUCACGUGAACAGACCGUGCACGGUGGAGGAGGAGAUGAGCAUCCCCCUCAAGCAGCUGAUCGAGCUGCACGCGGGAGGGGUGCAAGGGGGCUGGGACAACCUGUUGGCCAUCAUACCGGGCGGAUCGUCGACGCCUUUAAUACCCAAAAAGGUCUGCGAAGAAGCCUUGAUGGAUUUCGACGGUCUUGUGGCAUGCCAGACUAGUUUGGGUACCGCAGCCAUAAUCGUGAUGAACAAACAAACGGAUAUUGUGAAGGCUAUCGCCAGGCUGAUCAUGUUUUACAAACACGAAUCAUGCGGACAGUGCACACCAUGCAGAGAAGGCGUGAACUGGAUGAACAAGAUGAUGUACCGCUUCGUGGACGGCAACGCGAGACCCGAAGAGAUCGACAUGCUGUGGGAGAUCAGCAAGCAGGUCGAAGGCCACUCGAUCUGCGCAUUAGCGGACGGCGCAGCCUGGCCCGUGCAGGGCCUCAUACGUCACUUCCGGCCCGAGCUGGAAGAGCGCAUGGCGAAGUUCCACGAGGCGAGGACGAGCGCCAGGGCUUGCAAUUAGGGGCUAGAGAGUGUGUUUAUUCUUGCUCUAGCGUUAUUAUCUCUAAGAACGUUUAAAGUCAGUUAUUUAUAUCCGAAUUUUCUUUACCUACGGUGAUUGUGGAAAAUAUUGACCAGGAAAUGGUGACAGGUGACGUUGACAGGUUACGUUUUCCCAUUUCACACUGCAUGCCUUCUCAAGGCUUUAUAGUCGAGAUGAGUCGCCAUUUGUAUAGUGCUAUUGAUUAUUACUCCAACACCAGAAUCAACACCAGUGUUCUAAUGGUGGAAUCGAGGUAGAAAUUGAAAAUCAUCAGGAAAAAGUACAUGUAAAAUCAUAUUCUUACCGAUGCCUUCCAAAAUAAAAUUCGACCAUUCUU